AUGCACAUAAUUUUGCUUAAAUGUCUGAAACUUAAAUUAAGUGCAAACUUAUUCGAGAGUAGACGCAUCGGUGAAUUCCACCGGGUUAUAUUGACCGCCCAGAUACUUCAGCAGCAAGCGAUCCUCCUCGACAGCCUGCACCAAGUUCUGCAUCAGACCGUCGUCCUCGCAGAGCACCUUCGCCAUGCGUGCCGGGAGAAAGACGCUGAACGUCGCAUCCACAUCGACGACCACCCGUUGACCAAAUCGAGUCUGUACCCUCCUGACACUUGUGAUUCGGCUUUCAUACCAUAUUUCUCCCACCAAGCGCUCAGAACCUUCCAGAAUUCAACGACACGCCGAAAACCGAUAGACGCAGGCCCCUCGACGUCAAGUCGCAACUCGUCGGACGCUCGACAAAAUGUCACUGACGUGCUUAAACUGGGACCGAAAUAUGGUAUUCCCUUUAAAUCUAAAGACAUUCUAAUUGCUAAUCUCAUUUCUGAUUUUGAGGCCAAUAUGUCUUUAAUUUCACUAGAUCGUAGAAACCAGCUUUCCAACACAGACACUAACAAUGUUGUGAGGUAUGAUCUUAAUUACACUCUGCAACAAGACAUUAGAAAACUGAUUAAUUUUUGGAAAAGUUCUGGUUAUAUUUCUGAACAGCUGAAACGUCAUCUUAUUGAGUCCGAUUGCGUCCAACCGAGAGCAUAUGGACUUCCCAAAAUUCAUAAACCUGACGGUCACACUCUUCCGUCCUUUUACAAAUUAGUUUCUCUAGAUGUCGUAUCGUUGUUUACCAAUGUACCUCAAGGCCUUGCUAUCAUGGCGUUGGACAAAAGGUGGCCACGAUUAGUGGACAAGGUACCCGUACCUCUAGUUGAACUAACUGAGGCACUCAAAAUUUGUUUCAAGGCUUCAAUAUUCAAAUUUAGUAAUACUAAUUACGCUCAAACGUUUGGCCUUCCUACGGGUUUUCCCUUUUCCCCGAUUUUAUCGGAUCUUGCAUUUAACAGCUAUCAUUCUAAGUUACAGUUCACCAUCAAAUCAGAAUCACAAUGUCAAAUUAGCUUUUUAGAUGUUUCCCUAAUGAUUCAUAAUCGAUGUAUACACACAGAUUGGUACCACAAAGAUACUUGGUCCCAGAGGUAUUUAAAUUUCCUGUCGCACCACCCAAGAUCCUAUAAAAUCGGCACGAUCAACUGUCUGGUCAACAGAGCCAUUAGAUUGUCGAGUCCAGCUUAUCAUAAUAAGAAUUUAUCCUUAAUUUAUCAAGUGCUAUGGAAGAACAAUUAUCCCUACAUUAUGUUGAGUAAACACAUACGGGAUAGACAUAAAUCCAUCGUCACACCAUCAGACUCCGACAAUAACAAUCUAGAUGUUCAUCCGGUUGUUCCGUUACGGUUUGUGUCUAUCCCUUAUGUUCUUGGCUUCUUCGAGUCAUUGAAUCGUACCUUCGCCCGUUACAACAUCAAAUUUGUAGGAGAAAACAAACGUGACUUGUCCUUCCUGUUCGAUUCAGGGCAAACCGGUAGACAACUACACACCAGAGUACCUGAACAUAGACGCAAUAUUCACGAACACGAGGACAAUUACACUGCUUUGACUAGACAUUCUCUGGAUCAAGAUCAUGCGUUCAAUUUCGACGGUCCUAGUGUGUUGGCGGUUGAUCCCGUAUAUUACAAAAGACUAUUGCUGGAGAUGUGUCACAUUGUCGCCAAUCCUCUUUCUGUUAAUUUACGCUCGGACAUAGAACAUCUUAGUUCCAUCUGUACUCCAGUGAUACUUCCUUCGUAG
Molecule: messenger RNA, 1776 nt
Organism: Diprion similis
Lineage: Eukaryota; Metazoa; Arthropoda; Insecta; Hymenoptera; Diprionidae
Exons: 7
Coding region: 1-1776 (591 amino acids)
Source: RefSeq, a predicted model, not a curated record